Molecule: messenger RNA, 348 nt
Organism: Racocetra persica
Lineage: Eukaryota; Fungi; Glomeromycota; Glomeromycetes; Diversisporales; Gigasporaceae
Source: the annotation of a GenBank genome assembly
AUGGACAAAUGGCUGUUUUUCUACGUGGAAUGCGAGAUCACACACGGGAUUAUAUGCGGAUCACGCGCAUGCCCAUCACUAAUUUUAAUAUAUCCAUUGAUAUCUUUAAAUUGUGGCACAGACAAUUUGUUCAUCUCUGCAGAAGACUUUGAUCUAAAAAAAGAUGAUAAAGAAAAUCACAGCAAUAGUCGUAAAAUUGAUAUUGUUUGGGCUACUAAGCCUCUAAAAAUAGAAUUUGCUAUUGCAGAAAUAAGCGGACCUCCAAAUGAACACCAACAUUCUCAUUAUUUUAGUGACAAAAUCAAAAUAGCCAAGAUGUUAAAAAUUAUGUUGAAUAGGAUAAUGCGA